Molecule: messenger RNA, 2025 nt
Organism: Fukomys damarensis (Damara mole-rat)
Lineage: Eukaryota; Metazoa; Chordata; Mammalia; Rodentia; Bathyergidae
Gene: Irf9
Product: interferon regulatory factor 9
Exons: 9
Coding region: 539-1714 (391 amino acids)
Biological process (GO): immune system process; regulation of transcription by RNA polymerase II
Cellular component (GO): nucleus
Molecular function (GO): protein binding; RNA polymerase II cis-regulatory region sequence-specific DNA binding; DNA-binding transcription factor activity, RNA polymerase II-specific
Source: RefSeq, a predicted model, not a curated record
CGAAGAUGGGCUACCCCUGGGGCCUAGAGCCAGAAAGCCCAGUAAUAUUGGCCGGCACCCCCAGGGAAGGGGGGCCACCAUGGGGUCCUCUGCUGGAGGUUUAGACGAAAGGCCUGUGAGUCAGGAAAAAGGGUGAGUUGGCCUGAAAACAGGAGAGACUGAUAAAGGCCAGUGUUCCAGGCCAUCUCCAAAGGGGCAGAGAAGAACUGCGGCCUGUGGGUCUGGAGGAAGGCUCUUAGCCCAGCCUCAGUUGACCCUGUUUGUUUCCUUGCCCUCUGGCUCUGCCCACUUCUGCUGUAGCUCUGCCUCUGACCUGGCUCCUUGCCCUACCUCCCCCUUGGGCAAACAGAGGAGGACCAAAGGUCAGAGUUGGGUUGUGGGAGGAUAGGUAAAGAGGGUUGAGGAAUCAUCUCGGGAGACCCUCUCUGCCUGGGCAAAGGAUUGCUGGGCCUCUCUGCUGAAGCAGAACACCAGGGGAAUUUUCUCUCCCAAACAAGCUGAUGCUGAAGUCUUACGACCAAUAUCUAAGGUUUUCUUGAUGGCGUCAGGCAGGGCUCGCUGCACCCGGAAGCUCCGAAGCUGGGUGGUAGAACAAGUGGAGAGUGGGCAGUUCCCUGGGGUGUGCUGGGAUGAUGAGCCAGCUAAGACCAUGUUCCGGAUUCCCUGGAAGCACGCAGGCAAGCAGGACUUCCGGGAGGACCAAGAUGCCCUCUUCUUCAAGGCCUGGGCAAUCUUUAAGGGAAAGUACAAAGAGGGGGACACACAAGGCCCUGCUGUCUGGAAGACUCGUCUACGCUGUGCCCUCAACAAGAGUCCAGAAUUUGAGGAGGUUCCUGAGAGAGGCCGUAUGGAUACUGCUGAGCCCUACAAGGUAUAUCGGCUGCUGCCUCCAGGAACCCUGCCUGCCCAGCCAGGUACCCAGAAAUCAUCAAAGCGACACCACAGUUCUGUGUCCCCAAAGAAGGAAGAGGAGGAAGAGACGGUGAAGAGCUUCGCAUUCAGUCCAUCCUGCCUCCAGGACCCCUUCAGUAAUGAGGAGGCAAGAGCUGCUGGGGGAGCAGGCCAUCUAGACAGUGGGAGCAGCAGCAGCAGCCGUAGCCCUGACCCACAGGAAGGUGCAGACAGCACUGAGGCUCCAGAGAAUCAGAUGGAGCAUCUGCUCCCCAGGGACCCAGACUACUCGCUGCUGCUCACCUUCAUCUACAGUGGGCGUGUGGUGGACAAGCGCCAGGUGGGCAGCCUGGACUGUCGCCUUGUGGCUGAGGCCUCCAGCUCUGAGAGCACCAUAACACAGGUGACAUUUCCCAAGCCUGAUCCAUGGGAGCCCAGCCAGCGCCUGCUGAGCCAGCUUGAAAAAGGCAUCCUGGUGGCCAGCAACUCCCGAGGCCUCUUUGUGCAGAGCCUUUGUCCCAUCCCCAUCUCCUGGAACGCACCCCAGGCCCCACCUGGCCCAGGCCCACAUCUGCUGCCCAGCAACAAGUGCGUGGAGCUCUUCAAAGCUUCCUGCUUCUGCAGAGACUUCGACAAGUACUCCCAGGGCCUGGGUCCCCCACCCAAGUCCCAGGUAACACUGCAUUUCUGGGAAGAGAACCCUGGCUCCAGCCGUACGCUACAGAAUCCUAUCACAGUACAAAUGGAGCAAGCUUUUACCCGGCAUUUACUGAAGGAGACUCCAGAGGAUCAGAGAGCCCCUCUGUUCCUGAUGCAGAGCUGAGGAGGGUCCGCCUGCCUCUUCCCCUCUGUUCCUUCUGCCUCCUUUGGAAAGGACUCCCUUCUGCAUUGUCGAUCAGCCUCCCUUUGUGUUCACUGCAGUAUGAUCUGCCUCCAAGUUGUCCUGGAACUCUCACGCACCAUGAGAACGUUUCAUCCUUUGACAAUUUUUUUUUGGACAUAACUCUUUUAUCUCCAAAGAACUGGGAACUUUCCAAGUCGUAUGUUACUCAGGGGUCCUUUCCUUCUUCCGCAAACCUCAACUCUAAAGCUAAGCACUUUAUAUUUUCUUCUUAGGUCUUCACUAAAGAUCUA